Molecule: messenger RNA, 1575 nt
Organism: Lindgomyces ingoldianus
Lineage: Eukaryota; Fungi; Ascomycota; Dothideomycetes; Pleosporales; Lindgomycetaceae
Product: alpha/beta-hydrolase
Exons: 3
Coding region: 1-1575 (524 amino acids)
Source: RefSeq, a predicted model, not a curated record
AUGGCCAGUCCAAUCAUUCUACUAAUCUGUCUUUUUGUACAAUCUCUCCUUGCCGUGGAUCUUACUGUCGACGUCGGUUACACCAAAUAUCGUGGGACGGAUCGGGGCAAUGGGAUUUAUCGCUGGGCUGGAAUGCGGUAUGCCCGUAGUGCCUCUCGACGUGAUGGCAUGCGCUUCGCUCCUCCUGCGGAGCCUCCUUCAAUAGGAGGCAUCGUCGAUGCUAAAGAAUUUGGACCAGUAUGUAUCUCCUCGGGCACUGACCUGAAAUCGGAGUUCGGAGUCGACCAAUCCGAGGACUGCUUGUUUGUCAACGUCUUCGCCCCAGCCAAAGCGACUGCCACCAGUAACCUCCCCGUCUAUGUCUUUAUCCAGGGCGGUGGCUUUAAUGCUAACGGCAACCCAAACUUUGACGGUGCCUCACUCAUCCACGCCGCAAAUUUUGAGAUGGUUGUGGUGAACUUCAACUACCGAGUUGGGCCGUAUGGGUUCCUCGCCGGCCAAGAGAUUGUCUCGGACAAGGGCUCGAGUCUUAACAAUGGACUGAAAGACCAACGGCAGCUAUUGAAAUGGGUCAAAACUCAUAUUCGCCAAUUUGGAGGUGAUCCAGAUCACGUAACUCUCGGAGGAGCCAGCGCCGGCGGAGGGUCGGUAGUACUUCAUCUUACAGCAUAUGGAGGCCGAGAUGACAAGCUUUUCAAUGCUGCCGUCGCCGAGUCUCAAGCAUUCCCCCCGCUUCGCACCGUCAAGGACAGCCAAUUCCAGUACGAUGAGCUCUUGAAGCAGACUGGAUGCAAAGAUCUUAAAUGCAUGCGCGACAUGGAUGCAGUCCAGUUCCAAAAAGCUGUGCGGAGCAUUAACAUGCCUUUCCCGGGUGGGAAGGAAGCUCCGAUGUGGUUCUGGAACCCUACAUUGGACUACGAUUUUAUUGGUAACUAUACGUACAAUGAGAUCAAGGCCGGGCAUCUUGUGAAGGUUCCUACCAUUUUUGGAGAUGACACCAAUGAAGGAACGCAGUUCAUUCCCGACGAAGUGACCUCGAUGAGCAAAGCUGAGCAAUUCGUUUCUGAUCAAUAUACCACUUUAAGCGAGCAGCAGAAGGCCAGCAUUCGAGCCGUAUUCCAGGGUCCGACCAACACUGAAAACGACCCAAAUUGGAAGAAAGUCGCCGCGGAAGUAUUCGGCUCCAUCCGCUACGUGUGUCCAGGUAUCAAUAUCUCGGCCGCAUACGCCAACAAUGGCAGUCCGACCUGGCAGUAUAGAUGGGACGUGGGUAGUGCUCUUCAUGUAUCGGAGCUCGGGCCUGUCUGGUUCAAUGGCACUUCUGCCGCUGCGGUCUUCAUUCACAACUAUUUCGCCUCCUUCAUCCGCUCAUAUGACCCGAACAAGUACAAGCAUGAUUUCUUCGUCGAUGGAGGGAAGAAAAUCACUUCUCCGACAUGGGAGCAGUUCGGCAAAGGCAAUGGCAAGCGGAUGUUGUUCGCUGACAACAACUUGGUGAAGAUGGAGGAUAUACCGAAUGAGCAGCACCAAAAGUGCGGCGUCAUCAGCGGGCUCGGCAUCUCAUUGAAGCAGUAA